This is a messenger RNA of Saprolegnia parasitica CBS 223.65, 210 nucleotides long. RefSeq lists its product as hypothetical. The transcript is spliced from 2 exons. The coding region runs from base 1 to 210 and encodes 69 amino acids. The record is from RefSeq and is a predicted model, not a curated record. Lineage: Eukaryota; Oomycota; Saprolegniomycetes; Saprolegniales; Saprolegniaceae.
AUGAACUACGGCGAGGCUGUCGCGCUGGUCGAGGCGGCGGUCGCGGCCGAGGACCGCGGGCUCUACGAGCGGGCGACGGAAGAGUACUUUCCGUCGCCCAAGAUCCAGCAGCUGCUCGCGCUAAAGGCGCAGCAGGUCGAGCGGUGGGGAGUCGCCCUUGCGGCGUGGCUCGCUGACGGUCAGCGCGGGCCCAAGCCCAUGCGCAUGUAG